ACAACCUCUCGUACAUCGAGCACAUCUUCGAGAUCUCGCGCCGCCCCGACCUGCUGACCAUGGUGGUGCAGUACCGCACCCAGGUGCUCAAGAUCUCCGAGGAGGACGAGGUGGACACCAAGCUCACCCGCAUCCCCAGCGCCAAGAAGUACAAGG
Pelecanus crispus (Dalmatian pelican) is the source of this 156-nucleotide messenger RNA. The record is from RefSeq and is a predicted model, not a curated record. NCBI's taxonomy places the organism in Eukaryota, Metazoa, Chordata, Aves, Pelecaniformes, Pelecanidae.